Molecule: messenger RNA, 1512 nt
Organism: Stereum hirsutum FP-91666 SS1
Lineage: Eukaryota; Fungi; Basidiomycota; Agaricomycetes; Russulales; Stereaceae
Exons: 6
Coding region: 1-1461 (486 amino acids)
Molecular function (GO): electron transfer activity
Source: RefSeq, a predicted model, not a curated record
AUGGUCAAAUUCACUUCCGUCCUCAGCGUCGCUGCUCUCUAUGCGGGUGUCGUUUCUGCCGCUCCGAUGAUGGAUGACAGCAAACUUAUGGCGAGAACCGACUACUCCUCGAGUUCGAGCAGUGGAUGUUCCAGCGGCGAUUGCGGCUCCUCAGGCUCUUCGGGCUACUCAGGCUCUUCGAGCUCCUCAGGCUCUUCAGGCUGCGGCUCGUCGGGCUGCGAUGCUGCCGCCGCAUCUUCUAGCAUGAUGAUGUCCGCGAGCUCGAUGAUGGCUUCCGCCUCCUCGAUGAUGGACUCUGCCACCGCGAUGAUGACCUCCUCCGUGAUGAUGGACACCACUUCGGCGGCAAUGAUGUCGGAGGCUACAUCGACCGCUAUGGCCUACGCCACCUCUUCUGCUGCCAUGGGCUACGCCACGUCCUCUGCUGCAGCGGCUUACACCACGUCAAGUGCCAUGGCCUACGAUACCUCUAUGGCGUACAUGACCACCUCUACUGCCGCCGCUAUGACUACCUCCGUUAGUUACGGUUCAGGUAGCUCGAACUGGGGUGGCUCUUCUUACUCGUCUUGUGUCCAACAAUGCAUGGCUUCUUUCGGCGGCGCUUCUAGCAUGACUCUCGCUUCGUCGACUGCCACCGCUACCUCUGGCAGCUCCGGAACUGGCUCUACGAUCACCGUUAUUGUCGCCCCUACUCAGGGUGUUCUCCGUUACGUGCCUUUCGCCGUCAACGCGAGCGUCGGUGACACCGUCCAGUUCGUCUGGGGCGCCAACAACCACACCGUGACCAAGAGCUCUCAGCUCGAGGUUUGCAACAAGACGAGCAACGCACCCUUCGCUUCCGGCACUCAGAACCAGUCCUUCGUCUUCUCCCAGGUUGUCAACGACACCAACGCCACCUUCUUCUACUGUGGCACUCCUGGCCAUUGCCAGAAGGGUAUGUUCGGUAUCAUCAACCCUCCCAACGCUGCCGGUGCCGCCUCUUCCGUCGCCAGCAUGAUGCCCGCCAUGGCCGCGAACGACAGCGCCAUCUCUGCAUCCAUGACCUACACCAACUCGAUGACCGCCGGAUCCGUUGCCGCCGCUAACUGGGGAGCCAACAUGGACAUGUCCAACAUGCCCGCCUGGGCACAGUCUGCGUUCGCUGAGAACGUCCUGUACACCCGUGCUUUCCUCGGCGCCAACCCAGACGUGCUCCAGUCUGACGGCUCCGUCGACCUUUCGGCCGCUUCGACGAACGCGAUGAUGCUCCCUCAGGAUGUUGCUGCUGCCGCCGCUUCAGGAACUAGCAGCAGCUCUGCUGCCCAGUCGGCGACAUCUGCGACCAGCUCAGCCGCAGCCGCAGCCUCGUCUUCGAGUUCCGCAGGUACUUUGGGCGCGUCAACGAACGGUGCAGGUGUGAUGAGCGCUUCGCCGGCUAUGGUUGGUAUUGCUGCCGUCAUCGUGGCUGCUCUUGCGUUGUAAACGCCUUCAUCACGGACUCCAUGUCUUUUCCUCACUUUUUCGGUCUGUUGA